AUGGGGCUUUGGACGGACGACUUGGACGUGACAUGGUUGAAGGAGCUUGUGCACCAAGCCAUUGUCCUUGGCAAACAGCAUGGGCAAGAAAUACCACUCACAUUGCAGCAGCUCAAGUCGCGGCAUGACACUAUCAAGGGCUCGUACUCCGUCAUUGCGAAGAUCGUCAAUAGCAGUGGAAUGGGGUGGGAAGCCACAACGUGCAAGUUCGACCUCUGUGAAGCUCUCGUCCAUGGAACUCUUGCGCAUGGGAAUUUCGUUGUGACUUCAACGGAAGAGCCUUCAUCAUACGCCCCAGACCAACGAGACAGCUCAAUUGAAGAUGCUGCGGACAUGCAAGGGGACGAGUCCGAUGCUGAAGAGUGUCAGCACGAUGAUAGCGGAGCCGGUCGCCGAUCGUCGUUGGGCGAUGGUGGGAAACUACCGAACAAGCGGCAACGUUUGACCAUGGCCUCACAAUUGCUACAAUGCUUUCAAGGCAUGGGUGCGUCGUCGGAGAGAGAACUGGAACUCAUGGCAGAAAUGAUCAAACCAACAACCGUGUCCCCAACAGCAAAGGCGGUCAAGUUGCUUCACGAAGAACUUGGCGAAAUGUUGAGUGUGGAUGACACCAUGAUGGCGCUUGACGUUCUGGAAAACGAAACCCGUGCGGUUGUGUUCAUGUCGAUGCAGCCUGGUCUACGUGAAACAUGGAUUUUGCGCCAGGUUGAGAAGCUGCGUAAUGCGUGA
This is a messenger RNA of Aphanomyces invadans, 729 nucleotides long. RefSeq lists its product as hypothetical. Bases 1 to 729 code for a protein of 242 amino acids. The record is from RefSeq and is a predicted model, not a curated record. The transcript is spliced from 3 exons. Lineage: Eukaryota; Oomycota; Saprolegniomycetes; Saprolegniales; Verrucalvaceae.